CUGGGGUGAAAGACUAAACAUCAACCUCUCAGAAACCGGCAAAAUGUCCGCUUCUUUAGCGCCGGAGUGCAAUGAAGUCAAGGAGUGAGUGGGAAUAGUUCUGGGCACAUCAGAAUGAGAUGAGACUGAUGAUUUAUGACAGACGUUAUGAUUCUUGUUUUCUGAAGUGGUACAGCGAUCGUGGGUAAUCACAUCCCUGCGUAUGCUCACAACUGACUUGGACAGAGUAUCUGAGAGGAAAAGCCACAACCGAUCCAUGUGCAGAUCUUUUCAAAGACUACAAAAAAUGCUUGACCGUUAGUCGAGCCUUGAAACCUGUUUAUACUUUGCAUAAUCUAAUGUGAAUCCUAUUAGGGCGCUUUAAAAGAGAGAGGCAUUGACAAAAUGCUCGAGGAAGCUCGGGAAGAUCAUAAAGAGAGCGAUGCUGUCAAUAUGAGAAGAAAAUGUAAGGGCGUUCUUUAUAUAUCAAGUUAA
Hymenoscyphus albidus is the source of this 474-nucleotide messenger RNA. The record is from the annotation of a GenBank genome assembly. Lineage: Eukaryota; Fungi; Ascomycota; Leotiomycetes; Helotiales; Helotiaceae.